Messenger RNA from Pristis pectinata (smalltooth sawfish), 5514 nucleotides. RefSeq names its product solute carrier family 49 member 3 (gene slc49a3). NCBI's taxonomy places the organism in Eukaryota, Metazoa, Chordata, Chondrichthyes, Rhinopristiformes, Pristidae. The record is from RefSeq and is a predicted model, not a curated record. Gene Ontology annotation, biological process: transmembrane transport. Gene Ontology annotation, cellular component: membrane. The coding region runs from base 46 to 1422 and encodes 458 amino acids. The transcript has 10 exons. Gene Ontology annotation, molecular function: transmembrane transporter activity.
GCGCGGCCGGAGGACCGCCUGUUGGCACCUCAGGGAGCGGCGGCGAUGGAGGCGGCGGCGGCGGCGGCGGCGCCCCCCGUCUACCGCACCUACCGGCGGCGCUGGCUCGUCCUGUUCGCCACCUGUGCCCUCAGCUGCUCCAAUGCCAUGUGUUGGCUGACGUUUGCACCAGUAGCGGAUCAGACUGCCCGCUAUUUCCACAUUUCCAUGGAUCAGGUCAAUUGGUUAUCGAUGGUCUACCUCGUUGUUGGUAUUCCAUUCGGCUUUGGGUCAACAUGGAUACUGGACACACUUGGACUUAGAACUUCAUUGAUCCUGAGCUCAUGGCUGAACUUGGCUGGCUGUAUAGUGCAAUUGUUGAGUGUUGCAUUCUUCGUACCCAAAGACAGCUGGAAAUUUCCACUCCUGAUGCUGGGUCAGACUUUCGGUGCAUUCGCACAGCCUUUGGUUCUUUUUGCUCCGACAAAGUUGGCAGCUCUUUGGUUUCCAGAACAACAAAGAGCUACAGCAAACAUGAUUUCAUCAAUGGCCAAUCCGUUGGGUAUUCUCUUUGCCAACAUCCUUUCUCCACUACUGAUGAAGGAACCAUCUUCAAUGCCUGUGCUGCUGGGAGUAUAUAUAGUGCCUGCAGUGAUUGCCUCUCUUCUUACAACGUUUGGGAUUCGUGAGAAGGUGCCACCAACACCCCCUUCAGCAGGUGCUGCCAACUCUACCUCUGAGCCCUUUUUCACAGGAAUGAAGAUGUUGUUGAAGAACAAGGCUUACGUGAUCCUGAUGAUCUGUUUCGGGGGAGGAAUUGGUGUUUUUACCUCCUUCUCUGCACUCUUGCAACAGAUUGUGUGUGUCCGGGGAUACUCGAACAGUUUUGCUGGGAUCUGUGGAGCCUUGUUUAUUGUAUUUGGGAUUUUGGGUGCAUUCCUGCUUGGAUUAUACGUGGACAAAACCAGGAAUUUUAUGGAAACUACCAAAAUUAAUUUUUGUUUCACUGCUUUAGCCUGCAUUGGUUUUGCACUAGUAUCACGGAUGCAGGGUCAGGCUUUCCUCCUGGCCCUGGUAUGUUCAUUAUUUGGGUUCUUUGGCUUUUCCAUCUAUCCAGUGGGCAUGGAGCUUGGCGUGGAAUGUUCAUACCCUGUGGGCGAAGCAACAUCUGCUGGACUAAUUUUUGUCUCCGGGCAGCUCCAGGGAGCUUUAAUUAUUCUCCUUUUGCCCGCACUCGCUCAGCCAGUGACCGGCGAUGGUUCUGCGUGUCAAAUUGGAGUAGGAGCAACACUUGAUUGGACAAUUCCAACGUUGGUGAUGGCUGCUCUCUGUAGUUUGGAGGCUUGCUGCUUUGCACUCUUCUUCCAUACAGAGUACAAGCGAGUCAGUGCUGAGGACUAUGGGGAAGAGUCUUCCCUGCUUGAUGGAGGUGCAACUGAAUGAUUGCAUGUUUACCGGGACCAUCCAUUUCCAGGAGGCCAGUGGAGUAAUUAUUUUGAGGCGUUUUUAUAGAGGUGUGUUUGUAAAUAAUAUUGAACUGAUUUUUAUGGACUGUGGACACUGAAGAACACUAUAAUUCCCAAUCAAUGUAUGUUUGGCCCAGGUAAUUUUUAUCUUUGAUUUUUCUAAUUUGCUCUUUUUAACGUAUUUUCAUAUGUCUAUUUUUUAAAUGUACAGGGUAUUGCAAUUAAGCCAGAUUUUAUUUCUCUUAAUAUUUGAAAGUACCAUUUGGUUGUUGGGAAGGUGAGUGAGAAUCACCUUUGUUCACAAUGGUUAUAGUUGGUCAUUAGUUUGUAAUCUGGCUGAGGAUACUGCAACUCACAAAAGUGCCUGGUGUGCACCAGGUGAAUCUUCUGUGUUAAAAAUGAUUCCUGCACAUUCAUGAAAAACUUUUAAUAACAAAGCACCAACUCCAAGAGGCCUUAAUGGCAUAAUCGUGAAAAGUAGUGAGUUGGUCUUUGGAAACAUGCACACAAAUUAACAAGAGCCUCACUCUGAUAAAGCCCCAGAAUGUCCUGUAACAUGCAGGGUGCAAAGGGGAGAGGAGUUGUUCUAACUAGUGUUAAACCUGGCACACAGAGUGAGCACAAACUUGGGGCUCUCUCUGUGUAGAAGUGAGGAUUGGUUGGAUGUUGAAGUAGAACAGGGCUGGAUUCCUUCAAUAGAAGUAUUAUAUUGAAUACAGUCACUGAAAAAUGAUUGGGCAAGAGGUGGAAGGAGCCAGGAAAAAUAGUUCACUGCCUCUCACUUGAGGACACUACAAAAUGUUUUACAAAGAAGAAAAUACUGAGGAAUUUGAAAAUACAAAAAAAUAACGGGAAAAACUGGAAACAGUGAGGAGUCAAGCAGAAAGUGGGGAGGGAAGAGAGUAAGAGGUUUUCUUCAUUGAUUUGUAAAUUAGCUUUGAAUUCAUUGCUCAUACUUUAGCAUCUACAUUGAAGUAAUGGGAGAUUGGAAAUAUCAGCUGGGCUAAUAUUUAGUUCUGAGUCAGAGGGCUGUGGCUUCAAACAUCACUCCAGAUUCAUGGGUGGAGAAUGAAAUGAUCUUGGGGAUGGGAUGGGAAUUUUAAAGCCCUGCAUUACUUGUGAUGUUUGCAGGAUUACUCAACAGCUCCCACCAAAACCAGAUGGAUAUUUCAUUGCUGUUUGUAAAAAUUGCAACAUUCUAAGAUGGAAGCAACUGCAUGUGUAAAUAGUGUAUCAUUUGUGCACUUUAUUCAUGGUUCUGUAGAAAGACACAUUCUUUAAAAGGUUGUGGAUUAGUUUGAGGCUUUCAUUGAAUGCUGGAGAAUAAAAACCAUUGAGGUAACUCGAAGUUUUUUGGAUAUAAUUCUGGAAAGUUUGAUACUUGGAUAGAGAAUUAAAUAAGUACUGAAGGAAAGAGAAGUUCUGGGCUGUAUCGGUGGAUGUCCCAAGCCACAAGGCAAGAGGCGUUGCUGGCUCUGGUUAUUGUGGAACAACAUUGUUCAAGUGGAGCAAGUGUCUUUGGGGAGCAUUUAGACAACGGGGAUCUUUGUAUCAUAAAGUUUGGUUCAACCAUGGAAAAGGGUAACAAGCAAUCUAAAGUAGAAAUACUUAAUUGGAAGUGUGCCAUUUUAAGUGGAUUGAAAUCUGGGCCAAAGGGCCUGUUCCUGUGCUAUACUCUUCUAUGUUCUAAAAUUGAUCUGGCCGGGGUAAAUUGGAACCAAAGAUUGGCAAACACUAAUUUGCCAAUGAUGGACCUCUUAGGAAAUGAUCAGGGUAUUGUCUAGCCUAUAUUCUGACCAAGGGAAAAGGUGUAAAAACUGAACCCAGGAGGUAACUGAAGCAGAGAAAUGUAUGGAAGAUGGCAGGUUGCUAGCACAGAACACAAUUGGCCAAAUGUGGGACAAUUGGAAAGGAAGUAUAUAAUAGAAUUGAGUCAAAAAGAAAACAAGAGCAUUGACAGCUAAUUUUAAAAGAAAAUGGUCUUCUGUAGUAAAUGCUAAAUAGAACGAGGAGGUUUGGAAGUAUUUAGGUUACAAAAAAGAUACCUGCUUAUGAAAGCAGAGGUACUAAAUGAAUAAUUUCCACAAUUUAUUGAGGAAGGGAUGCUGCUAGAAUUGUAGUGAAAGAGACAGUUGUGACGGUGGAAAGACCAGAAUCGACAGGGGUUGCUGGACUGAUGUCCUGUUGAUACUGAGCCCACACAGGUUGCAUCCUAAUGGAAUCCUAGAGUUAUACAGCACAGAGAAAUGCUUGGGUACAAAAUUAAAACCCAGCCCAAGCCUGAAAUUGUGUUUUUAUUGAUUCUUGAAUCCAACAUUCAUAUUCCGGUGUGGUUGAGCUUGGGUUGGAUAGACUAGAGAUCCUGAGGGAAGAAAGUGUCGAAACUAUGGAAGUAUUGGCCACAGUCUUCCCUUCGCUCCAUGGUGGAUGGUGCUAGAGAUCUGUUGUACCUUUUCUUCAAACAUUGGCUGUAAGGUUAAACUAACAGUUGGGUUUUUGAAGGGUGACGAGGAUUGAUGAGAGUACUGAUGAGAGUAUUGUAUUUGAUGUUGUGUAUAUGGAUUUUUAGAAGGAUUUGAUAAGCUACGUAAGAUUUUCACAAAUUUGAAUUGAGCUGUUCUGUAGCUUUGUCAAACUUGGGCUACUGGUCUCAAAUUUGUAUCUUACUGGAGCUCCACAGCAGUCUUUAUCUGGGAGUGCCCGUUGCAUUAAGGUCUUUAUGCUGAAACCCCUGUGUAAUUGGAAGGUGUGAGGGAGUACUUGAAAUCUCUUCAGGGAACUUCAUGUGAGGUUUAAUAUGUAGUUUAAGGUAAGAUAAGAUAUCUUAGUCAAAUGUACAUGGAAACAGUGAAAUGCAUCAUUUUGAGUGUUCUGGGGGCAGCCCGCAAGUGUGGCCACGCUUCCGGCACCAACAUACACAGCACGCCUGUCUUUUCACUGUCAUUGAAGCUUUUUUUCACCCGUUGCACUUUUUACAACGAAUGAUUGUAGGAAUGGCAAAUAUGUCUCAGAUGAUUUAAAGAAUUAGCCCAACCUCGAUUUACUAUCAUGUGCUCACCAAGCUCCUUGUAGGUGGUAAUUUUUAGGAAGAUCAUUUAUUUAAUCCCAUCUAGACUUCAGGUUUUCCUUUGAGGCUGUUCUGUAUUCCUCGCCCUUCAUUGUGUUUAGCUGUUGAUUUAAGUAUUGAUUAGAGUUUCAUGUUCCAUUUUCACCGGGGUGGCAUGGUGCAGUAUGGAAAAUGCACAGAAUAAUAAGGAUUUGUUUCUCAUUCCCAUUUCUAUCUGAAAUUAUUUUGGAUAGUGGCUAAAAUUUUUUAAGAAUUGCAUUAGAUUACAUGACAAUGUUUCUGUGAGAUCAAUUUAGCUGUCUGUUCCCCUCCCUUCUGAUGAAUGUUGAGGCUGCCUGUCCUGUCUCUCCAGUAAAUGGUGCAGUAGCAUUACUUCAACAUGCUGUCUUCACCUUGUGUGCUGCACAUUUCUUACACUGUGUCCCUGCUCUAUAGAAACUGGUUUGGUUGCAACUUGGUACAUUGCUACGUAGGAAGGAUGUAGGAAAGCUUGUGAUCCUGGCAAUGAGGGACCUUGGUUAUGUGGAUAGCCUGGAGAAGUUGGGGUUGUUUUCUACAGAGCAGAGGAUGCUGAAAGGGGAGUUGAUAAGUGUUUAAGAACCUUCAGGAUUCUAGGCAACAUUUAUGUAAAAUGUGUCCACUGGCAGAAGGAUCAAGAGCCAGGAGUGAGCUGGAAUAAAAUCACUUAGCAAUAGACAUCUGGCAUUGACUGUCUGAAAGAAGGAUGGCAGAUUAAAUCAAUUUUUGAAGGAGAAUUGGGUAUAGCAGCUGGAAAUAAGCUGUUAGAAAUGUGGGCAGAGAAAUAGCAGAUGGAGUUUAAUCCAGACAAGUGUCAAGUGUUGACUUUCGAAGGUCAAAUGUAAGGGGAAAGUAUACAGUGAAUGGCAGGAUCCUUGGGAACUGUACAGAGGGAUCUUGGGCUCCAAGUCAUAAUUCCCUGAAAGUAACAACAUAAGUAGACAGGCUGGUAAUUAUUAACUCCCCUUUCAGCAUCAUCUGCUC